Molecule: messenger RNA, 1035 nt
Organism: Salvelinus fontinalis (brook trout)
Lineage: Eukaryota; Metazoa; Chordata; Actinopteri; Salmoniformes; Salmonidae
Product: gastrula zinc finger protein XlCGF7.1-like
Exons: 4
Coding region: 211-1035 (274 amino acids)
Biological process (GO): regulation of transcription by RNA polymerase II
Molecular function (GO): RNA polymerase II cis-regulatory region sequence-specific DNA binding; DNA-binding transcription factor activity
Source: RefSeq, a predicted model, not a curated record
GUGGAGGAGGAGGAGAGAGCUGUCAAAGAGGAGGAGGAGAACAGGGACGUGUCUGCUCCAGAUCUAGACGAAGAGGAGGAAGAUGUAGAUAGUAUCACUGACCCAGGAGAGAGCUCCAACCCAGGUUCAGACAGUGAGCCCAGUUCCACAGCAUCAGGAAACCAUAAACAACACAGACGGAGGAACUCAAGACAGAAACAUCACCACUGCAUGGACUGCUUCACUAGUUUCUAUGAUCCAGAGGAGUUGAGAAGACACACUUGUAGGCCCCACAGCUGUUCAGAUUGCAAAGGCAGUUUAAUUUGUCCAACUCACCUCAUACCACAUAAAAAGACCCUCAAGAGAAAGAAAACGUACCCGUGUGGUCAAUGUGGGAAGAGAUUUCAGACACCAAGCAGCUUGAAGACGCACCAGCUUACUCACACAGGAAAGAAGUCGUACCACUGCUCCCAGUGUAGGAAGACUUUCAGUUGUUCGUUCAAUUUGAAGAGGCAUCAGAGAAUACAUACAGGAGAGAAGCCUUUCCACUGCUUCCAAUGUGGGAAGAGCUUCCGUAUGGAAGGACAGCUAAACGAACACAAGAGAAUACAUACAGGAGAGAAGCCGUACCACUGCUUUCAGUGUGGGAAGAGCUUUGGUCGGGCAGGAGCUCUAAAGGCACACCAGCUAAUUCACACAGGAGAGAAGCCAUACCACUGCUCUCAGUGUGGGAAGACCUUCAGUCAGGCAGGACACCUGAAGACACACCAUAGAACUCACUCGGGAGAGAAGCCGUACCACUGCUCUGCUGUGGUGGCUGCCGCGAUAGGUUUCUCCACUCUACAGGCUGUGGGGGCUGCCGCGAUAGGUUUCUCCACUCUACAGGCCGUGGGGGCUGCCGCGAUAGGUUUCUCCACUCUACAGGCUGUGGGGGCUGCCGCGUCUACAUCAAAGCUCCUCCCAUCACAAAGCUCCUCCCAUCAGCUCAAAGGCGGCAAGUUUAACCCAGUGGUCCACAGACGUCCUGCCGGAGACAUGGACACAGCAGAGUUCUGA